CUCCGCAGUCGGCUUUAGCAGUGCCGUGCGGGACGUGCACACACUUAUCGCUGGGUCUGACGCGCGUUUUAGGACUACCGAACCAGACUCUCAGCGCUGCGAACGAUAACGGCAUCGAUAGCGCGCGCCACAGCAGCAGAGGCCCCUGAGUGCUGCAGUGCUCAAAUUUGUGCGGCGCGCGGACGUAAAGAUGAAAGGCUCGAACCAGACGAGCCGCGCCAUCAUCCGGGGCGGCGCGAACACGGGCCGUUUUGACAGAGGAGAAGAUGUGCCGAAUGCGGGCGACGUUACGCUGCGGGACCCGGUCUCGCAGGGGCCCAUCGAGACGCACGCGCUCUAUGGUGCGGCCACGCCCAAUGUCGGCAGCGCGUGGGCUUUGCCACGAGCCCAUCCCCUGUGGGCGCCCAUGGACUUUGAAUGUAAGGAACUAACGAAGGAGACACCGGCGCAGCGGGAAGAGCGCUUGGCGCGCUUCGAGCCGCCCGCGGAACCGCGGCGCCAGCUCACUUCCGAAGAAAUCGUAGACGUGAGAAACAAGUGCCGGGCCCACUUCGCCUCGAAAAAAAAUACGGAAGCGGGCCGCGUCGACUUUAUGGCAUCAGACAAGUUCGCGGGCAAAAAACCGGGCUACUACUUCGGGCGGAGCGCCAAAGGCAUGGGGUAUCAUAUCGAUUAUGCCCAGAUGCGCCGAUUGAUGACGUUGUCGCCGGGCGACCGGUGCGAAGCUAGAUAUCAGAAGGUACGGCGGUAUUUUGAUGGAGUCGUCUGCGCGGCGCACGUAUGAAACGGCGUCCUUUGUCACGGCGCGUCGCGUCGAUGGCGUCGAGUUCACAGCGCGUCGCGUCGAUGGCGUCGGGGGUCCACGCCGUCGCUCGAAGCAACCGCGUCGCACCGACGCCGUCGCGGCGAGAGAGCGAGAGCGAGUGAUCCACAACACAGGACGACGACUGCUCCUACGACGUCCGCUUCAAGCACGGCCACGUCCAGCUGCGCGUACCAUGUGAACACUGUAGGAAGAAGGCCUGGGUCGGCGUCCUCAAGGAAAAUGACGGCGUGAGCCGGUCGCUGAUGGCGGCGAACCCCUUGACCGAGAAGAACGACGCGUCCGUGCGGUGGUACGAGAAGCUGCUGCUGUGGGAGCAGGGGAAGCUAGAAGAGGCGCCGUCUCCCGAUUUUGAAGAGGGUGGUAAUCCGCUGGCGUUGCUCGAGGCCAUGGCGCUCGCCGAGGACCAGGACGUUUCGGAUGAAGCGCCCCGACUGGAUAAUGCGGGCGCGGAGGCCCUCGUCGCGUCGAGCACGAAACCCGAGAGCGCCUCGUAUCAACGCGUCUGGGACGAGGACGGCCGGCCUCUACGAUCAGGACCGCCGACGCACCAGGACUAUUAUGGUAAUGAUGCGCCAGCAUCACAGGAAGAACUAAGCGCCACGCGCGACAAGCCCUAUUUACUAAAUGGCGACGACUCCGUCCAGAAGUGGAUCACUACACCUAGUGAAUCGGAGAAGAAGCCAGCUGCGGGCUCGUGUGUCGAGUGCCACGUCAUCAAGAGACAUCUAGAUGGUUCGAUUUGCGCGACGACGCACGACGGCGACCCCUUACAACUGAAACUUUUUUGCGAUGAGGACCGGAACGGCGUGCCAAAUGCAGACCGCUACGUCCAGGGCCUGCACGAGGGCUUGAGUUCGAUGCGCGUCGGGGAAAUAGCGCACUUCGUCGUCGCGCCGGAAAAGGCCUAUGGUCUCAAAGGUUUAUAUCCGACGGUGCCCGGGGCGACGAAACGACACCCGCGGGGGUCUUGGUUGUGGUACGAGGUCGAGUUACUAGCCAUCGAGGAAGACGCCUCGACGACACAGAUCACGGACCCGCGGUCCUUCUUCUUAUUGCAGCGGCCGGACGGCUACGACUGGACCGGAUUGACGCAACAGGAAGAUCAAGCCUGCGGUUUUUGUGGAAGGCCGGAGCGAGCCCUGCACCAGCGCAAAUUUAGGAAGUGCGGCCGCUGUAAAGUACAAAUCUACUGCUCCGCGGACUGCGCCAAGCGGCACUGGCCCACGCACAAGCUCACGUGCUCGAAACCGGAAGAUCAUCUCGUGCUCGAGGCCGAGGCGUCUCUCACACAUGCGUUAACUGUGAAAAGAGACGACGCCGUCGCGACAUAUAUCUCCACGAAACUAGGACAUGUACCACCCAAGAUCUUGGUGAUCGUCGCGUAUCGGAACCAGUUACCCUUACAGGACCGCCAGCCGCAGUUGUUCAAGUUCGUGCCCUACAUGAUCGCGUUCCUCGGAAGUUGUCGACCGCGACCGGAUUUUAAGAUUGUCGUCGCGACGCAGACGGAUGAUGGGCGGAAGUUCAAUCGAGGAAGGUUGAUGAACGCGGCCUUCCGGGAGAUGCGCGGUGACGAGUAUGAUAGUGUGAUCUUCCACGACGUGGAUAUCCUCCCUUCCGAAGAGCUCAUGCCCUACUACGCCACGCCACCUUGUGAAGGGAGACCCUGCCAUCUCGGGGGACGGUGGCGCUCGAAAUAUACGGAGGAUGCCUUUGUCGGGGGCGCCAUCGCCUUUCGUCCCGCAGACUUCGUGAGAAUUAAUGGCUACGCGAACGACAACUGGGGCUGGGGUUUGGACGACGAGGAGUUAGGUCUGAGGAUGGUCGAGUGCGGUUUAAGGGUUGUGAAGCCUUCUGUUGGAACUUAUUGUGAUUUGGACCCGAUCAACCUACACAACAUUGUUCAUAGUGAUGAAAGGGGCUACUACUCCGAGUGGUGGAAUCUGGACAUGGAGAACGGUAAAUGUAAACCGAAGCUGGGUGCCAUCGAUUGGUCGCUUUAUAAAACGUGGUUCCGGGCGCGGGGGCUCUGCGACAUCGCCGGGAACUCGGAAUUGGUGGCGAGGACGCACGAGUUCGGGGGAAGGGUCGUGCGUCUGUUAUAUGCUCUGGAGAACGACCAUGAACGGAAGGAGGGCACCGUCGCCCUCGUGUCCGCGCGCAUGUCGAUGCGCGCUUGUUUAGAUCGGUGUGGAAAUCAAAAGUUCACUUCAUGCUGAAUCAUCGCGUCGUCCUCCACGCCAUCGACGCGCCACCUGCUCGAUGGCGUGGCGAUGCCGGUUCCUCACCGCUCGACGGAGCCCGCACGGCCGCGUCGUCGCCGAGAAUGCACCCGACACACUGGUUGAUGUCCACACAGGUUUAGAUGCGAAGCUGACCGGACCGGUCGCUGAGAGAGCCUUGGCGCA
This is a messenger RNA of Pelagomonas calceolata, 3234 nucleotides long. The record is from the annotation of a GenBank genome assembly. NCBI's taxonomy places the organism in Eukaryota, Pelagophyceae, Pelagomonadales, Pelagomonadaceae.